AUAUUACAUGCCAUCCACUCUUGAAUUGAUCAAAUGGUCAAAUUUAAUUUCUUCCAUCAUGCUCAUAUUGAUUGGAGUCACUUAAAUUAUAUCCUUGACAAUUAUAUUCUCCAGUUUUAGUUUUUCAUUCUUCAUGUCAUUUUUCUUACCAUUUUUCUUAAUGUAAGUUUAUUUAUCUAUUUAUCAUAGAUUAUUUGGUGUUAUGCUCUUUGCAAGUGGUUAAAAAAUGGAAUUUAUGGAUAAUAAUUUCAGAUUUUUAAGUUCUCUUCUUGGAAGAGGUCUAUUCAAUAUUUAGUAUUUUUAAAUAACAUUAUUAAGUCUAGCAUCUUUAGCUGUUUAUUAAUUAUCCAAUGCAGCUAGUGACAUCAUAGGAUUCAUUAUUGGAGCUAUGCUAUUUUUAACAGGUGGAUUUUAUUUGAUUUUGCAUUUUUGUGGAGUAAUUCAUACAUAAUAUAUAUUUUAAUAGAAUAGAGAAGAAUUAACAGCAUACAAACAAUAAUUAGGAUGAUUCAAAUUCAAUAUAUCC
Molecule: messenger RNA, 526 nt
Organism: Paramecium sonneborni
Lineage: Eukaryota; Ciliophora; Oligohymenophorea; Peniculida; Parameciidae
Source: the annotation of a GenBank genome assembly